AUGGACGCCUCCUCGGUCGAUGACGACCCCAUCGUCGCCUCGUACAACCUUUUGCUCAACCCCGCCCUGCCCCAGGGUCGCAAGCUAUGGGUCCUCCAGCAGCCGAACACGACGAACCCCGACCAGGCCCCUCCCACCGAGAUGCGCCUCAAGUCCAUGGCCGGCAUGGUCGAGGUGGACAUCCCCCUCGACUACCAGCGCGGCUAUGAUCGCGACAAGGGCAUGCACUGGGGCCGCCACCUCAAGAACUCCCUCGUCAGCAAGAACGGCGGCACCCACGGCCUGUCCGGCGGUUUCGGCGUCGGCGCGGCGCCCCCGCGGCAGAAGAAGCGCCAGGACGACCGAGACGACGAUCUCUUCCUCGACUGGAGCGAGGCCGUCCGCCAGGACAAGGUGCUGCGGACCCAAACAAUGGGCGGCACUUGCCCGGACUCGAAGGAGGUGCAGUACAUGAUUGGCGUCUUCCAAGGUGAGGACGUACACCUGACGCCCGUCUCCAACCUCGUGCACCUCCGCCCGCAGCUCCACCACAUCGACGCCGUCACGUACCAGGAGCGCAACUCCUCUGCGGCCGCCAGCAAGGAGAAUGGCGCUGCCGCAGGCGGCGGCGGCGCGGCCGCCAAAGCGAUUCACAUGACCAUCAAGCAGAGCGGCGACGGCAGCGCGGCGCAAAAGCGACACCAUGCUCGACCGGCUGCGGUCCGUGCAGUCGUAAACACUGGGCGGAAACUCAAGUACACGGACGAAAACGACGAGGCCGCCUGGGAGGAGGAGGAGGACAAAGAAGGAGACGAAAAGACGAGCAAGGUGGUCGAGGCUUUAAGCAUUGCGGAAAACGCCUCCAAGCUCGGCACCGACUGGAACGACGAUGACCUGCUGGAGGCUGUCAGUGGCAUUGUCAAGCCCAAGCCCAUCUCCAAGGAAGAGCAAAAGCGGGCGGCCGAGGAGGCUGCGGCUGCACAGGCGGCUGCUGAAGCGGCAGCCAAAGGCAGACCCCGUGCCAGGGGUGGUGCUGUAGCACGUGGCCGUGGACGGGGACGAGGCGCUACGACUCGUGGUGCUUGA
This is a messenger RNA of Verticillium alfalfae VaMs.102, 1065 nucleotides long. RefSeq lists its product as hypothetical. The coding region runs from base 1 to 1065 and encodes 354 amino acids. Lineage: Eukaryota; Fungi; Ascomycota; Sordariomycetes; Glomerellales; Plectosphaerellaceae. Gene Ontology annotation, cellular component: nucleus; RNA polymerase III complex. The transcript has 3 exons. Gene Ontology annotation, biological process: DNA-templated transcription. The record is from RefSeq and is a predicted model, not a curated record.